Messenger RNA from Lactuca virosa, 2543 nucleotides. NCBI's taxonomy places the organism in Eukaryota, Viridiplantae, Streptophyta, Magnoliopsida, Asterales, Asteraceae. The record is from the annotation of a GenBank genome assembly.
UUUUAUUUUGGAUUUAUUUAAGCAACCUUUUCUCAAAUUUCAAAACCCAUCAAGAAAAAUCAUUUCUCUAUAUGGGUUUAUUCACAUUUGAUCCGAUUUAGUGUAAACAACCCCCAUAAACGCACACACAUAUACACACAGUGACACAGACAAUGAUGGAGAAAGUGUAUGUAGCAAUCGGGAAUGACGUACAAGAAGGGUUUGCAACUCUCGAAUGGACACUAAGAAAAUGGUCUUCUUCUCAAAUCUCCAUUGUUAUCCUUCAUGCAGAUAUCAACAGGGACUUCGUUUACACAUACUAUGGAAAACUCCCUGCAAGUUAUGUGAAUGAUGAGAGUGUCGACUUACUCAAUAAGUAUCAACAAGGAAAACUGAACAAGAUUCUACAACAAUACAUAGAUUUUUGUGGCGAGGUGAAAACAGAAACUUUAAAUAUCGAGAAAUAUGAUGAACCAAUACAUAAACGAAUCCUGCAACUAAUAUCAGGUCUUCGAAUAUGCAAACUAGUGAUAGGAGCUACUUUCUUCAGGAAAUUUGGAAAUUUAAUAAUGGGAUUAAAGAAAAUUCAGCAAAAGAAGCCUAAUUUCUGUGAAUUAUACUUAAUAAGUGGAGGGAAAUUGAUCUUUUUGAAAGAAGAAAAUAAUGAGGGAUUUAUAGAAGACGAUCAAGGGGUGAUUAUAGCUAAAUUAAACAAAAAGAGAGGUAGCUUUAAAGGUUGGAUCGGAAAAAUGUAUCCAAAAAGCCCUCGGGAUUCGCCUUCUUCUUCAUCAAGCGCGGAUCCACCUUCAAUUUGGGAGAGAUCUGCAGAAGAGAUUGAAGAGUAUUUCAACAACUUGCUGGAUUCAAAUGAAGAUGAAGAAGAAUCAGAAAUUGGGCAAGCUUCAAAUGCUAUUCUGGAGAACAAUGGAUUCACAGAACUAGAUAUACCCCAAGAUUUGAAUUCGAGACAGAAAACUGGAUUCCUGAGAGUUAAAAUAGGUGAAGCGAAGGACGCCAUACAUUUGAAGAGAAGAGAAGCCAAAGAAAGUGUUCAAAGAUAUUCAAAAGCGGAAUGGGCGAUUACCCUUUGUAAUUCAAGGGUGGAUGAUAUUGAAGCUCGAUUAAACGAAGAAACCACAAAACGAGGAGAUCUAGAGAAGGAAUUAGAAACCGUUACAGAGCAACUCACUGAAACCCGGAAUGGAAUCGAGCAAACCAGAAGUACGAUUGAUUCCACCUUCGAAAUCCAACGGGAGCUUUCAAACAAACUCAAAUCAUCCACACUCUCAAAAUCCCAAUCCGAAGAACAAUUAACCAAAAUGAUCCACAAACGUGUUGACAUGAUUCAAGAGAUCGAAAAACUCCGGAAACAAAAAGACGUCAUGCAACGAAGAAUCGAGUUUUGCAGAGAUAAAGAAGCCAUAGAAACAGCCGCAAGAUUGAAUCAUUUGACCUUUUUUUACAAAGAGUUUACACCCGAUGAGAUCAAAUCAAGCACUGAACACUUCUCAGAACAUUCCAGAAUAAAAUGUUCUGGGGAUUUCACAAACGUGUAUCGAGCUCGAAUCAAUCAUACAACAGUUGCUAUCAAGUUAUAUGAAGUUUCAGAAGAAGAAUUUGGUAGCAAGGUAAAGAUUAUAAGCAGAUUACAACACCCACAUUUGGUAGCCAUGUUAGGGUUCUGUACAGAGCUUAAAUGCGUCGUAUUCGAGUAUAUGCACGGAAGUUGUCUCCGGAAUGUUCUCUUCUCCAAUAGUCGGAAGAAACAAGCUUUAAACUGGAGAUCCAGAGUCUGUAUUGCAACAGAAGUUUGUUCAGGGUUGACUUUUCUCCAUCUAUCCAAACCCAAAUCCAUCGUUCAUGGCAAUCUGAACCUAACCAACAUACUUUUGGAUCGAAAUAAUGUUGCAAAACUACAUGGGUUUCGACUGGAUUCUUCAUAUAACGAAUCUGAUAUCAGAUCUGAUGUUAAAGAUUUCGGGGGUUUGGUGUUACAGCUGCUAACCGGAAGAAAUUGGAGUGGGAUUCUUGAUGAGGUAAAUGAAGCUUCGGUUAUGGAGGUAUUAGAUCAGAGAGAUGGAGAGUGGCCAUUGCAUGUGGCUAUGGAGCUUGCAAGAUUAGCGAUAAAGUGUUCAGGUGGGAUUACAGGGAUGACAAUGGUGAUGAAGGAGAUGGAAGAGGUGAGGAAGAAGGCGGAUGAAGUUGGAAAUAAUAAGAUUAGUGUCGAUUGUGAUGAGGAGACUGUUAUACCCUCUUUCUUUUUUUGUCCUAUAUUGCAGGAUAUAAUGAGGGACCCACAUGUUGCUUCAGAUGGAUUUUCGUAUGAGUUUAGUGCUAUAGAGAGGUGGUUUGGAAUGGGGCAUAAUACGUCGCCAUUGACAAACUUAGAGCUAGAACACAAUCGGCUUACUCCUAAUCAUACCCUUCGUUCUUUGAUUCAAGAUUGGCAUAACAAAAGAUCGAUUUCUGUAUCAUAAAUUGUAUGUAAAUGUAAGUGUAGCUAUACAAAAUGUAUAAAUGGAGACAUGAGUUUCUUGAUCUUGAUCAUGAUGAUAAUUGUGGUG